GCCUCCGCGCGGGGACGCGGCGCCGGGCGCGGGACGCGAGCGCAGGGCCCGCGCCGGCGAGCGGGCCCAGCCCCGAGCCGCGCGGCGCCCGCCGGAAAGUUUCCGCCCGCCCCAGGAGCCGGCGGCCCUCAUCCUCCUGUGCCAGCCCUGCCCGACCCGGCCCCAUGCCCCCUCCCGCCAGCCCUGGGCCACAGGCAGAGAGCAGGCGUCCGGGAGCCGAGGCCCUGUGACCAGGCCCAGGAGACAGGGGCUCGGGGGCCCGGCCACCUGCCCCUCCAUGGAGCUGAGGCCCUGGGUGCUCUGGGUGGCAGCAGCGGCAGGAGCCUUGGUCCUGCUAGUGGCUGAUGCCCGUGGCCAGAAGGUCUUCACCAACACGUGGGCCGUGCACAUUACAGGGGGCCCGGCCGUAGCUGAGAGUGUGGCCCGUAAGCAUGGCUUCCUCAACCUGGGCCAGAUCUUCGGCGACUAUUACCACUUCUGGCACCGAGCAGUGACAAAGCGGUCCCUGUCACCCCACCGCCUGCGGCACAGCCGUCUACUUCGGGAGCCCCAAGUCCAGUGGCUGGAGCAGCAGGUGGCCAAGCGGCGACCCAAACGGGACGUGUACCGGGAGCCCACGGACCCCAAGUUUCCCCAGCAGUGGUACCUGUCUGGCGUCACCCAGCGGGACCUGAACGUGAAGGAGGCCUGGGCCCAAGGCUUCACGGGCCACGGCAUCGUGGUCUCCAUCCUGGACGACGGCAUCGAGAAGAACCACCCGGACUUGGCAGGCAAUUAUGACCCCGAGGCCAGCUUCGACGUCAACGACCAGGACCCCGACCCCCAGCCUCGGUACACGCAGAUGAACGACAACAGGCACGGCACCCGCUGCGCAGGGGAGGUGGCUGCUGUCGCCAACAACGGAGUCUGUGGUGUUGGCGUGGCCUACAAUGCCCGCAUCGGAGGGGUGCGCAUGCUGGACGGUGAAGUGACGGACGCGGUGGAGGCCCGCUCGCUGGGCCUGAACCCCAACCACAUCCACAUCUACAGUGCCAGCUGGGGCCCCGAGGAUGACGGCAAGACAGUGGACGGGCCUGCCCGCCUGGCCGAGGAGGCCUUCUUCCGGGGGGUCAGCCAGGGCCGCGGGGGGCUGGGCUCCAUCUUCGUCUGGGCCUCGGGAAAUGGGGGCCGGGAGCACGACAGCUGCAACUGUGACGGCUACACCAACAGCAUCUACACACUGUCCAUCAGCAGCGCCACACAGCUGGGCAACGUGCCCUGGUACAGCGAGGCCUGUUCCUCCACGCUGGCCACCACCUACAGCAGCGGCAACCAGAACGAGAAGCAGAUUGUGACCACUGACCUGCGGCAGAAGUGCACCGAGUCCCACACGGGCACCUCGGCCUCUGCCCCUUUAGCAGCGGGCAUCAUCGCCCUCACCCUGGAGGCCAACAAGAACCUCACCUGGCGGGACAUGCAACACCUGGUGGUCCAGACCUCGAAGCCAGCACACCUCAACGCCAACGACUGGGCCACCAACGGCGUCGGCCGGAAAGUGAGCCAUUCCUACGGCUACGGGCUGCUGGACGCUGGCGCCAUGGUGGCCCUGGCCCAGAACUGGACGACGGUGCCCCCUCAGCGGAAGUGUGUCAUCGACAUCCUCACGGAGCCCAGGGACAUUGGGAAGCGGCUGGAGGUGCGGAAGUCGGUGAGCGCCUGCCUGGGAGAGCCCGGCCACGUCAGCCGGCUGGAGCAUGCGCAGGCGCGGCUCACCCUGUCCUACAACCGGCGCGGGGACCUGGCCAUCCACCUGGUCAGCCCCAUGGGCACUCGCUCUACCCUGCUGGCUGCCAGGCCGCACGACUACUCGGCUGACGGUUUCAACGACUGGGCCUUCAUGACCACCCACUCCUGGGACGAGGACCCCGCUGGCGAGUGGGUCCUGGAGAUCGAAAACACCAGUGAAGCCAGCAACUACGGGACACUGACCAAGUUCACGCUGGUGCUGUAUGGCACCGCCAGUGAGGGGUCGCCCACACCUCCUGAGAGCAUCGGCUGCAAGACCCUCACGUCCGGCCAGGCCUGCGUGGUGUGCGAGGAGGGCUUCUCCCUGCACCAGAAGACCUGCGUGCAGCGCUGUCCCGCCGGCUUCGCCCCCCAGCUCCUGGCCACGCACUACAGCACCGAGAACGACGUGGAGACCAUCCGGGCCAGCGUCUGCGCUCCCUGCCACAUCUCGUGUGCCACCUGCCAGGGGCCGGCCCCCACGGACUGCCUCAGCUGCCCCAGCCAUGCCUCCCUGGACCCUGUGGAACAGACCUGCUCGCGGCAGAGCCAGAGCAGCCGGGCCUCCCCGCCGCAGCAGCCGCCGGGGCCUCCCGCCAAGGCCGAGGCCGAGCCGGACCUGCGCGCCGGGCUGCUGCCCUCACACCUGCCCGAGGUGGUGGCCGGCCUCAGCUGCGCCUUCAUCGUGCUGGUCUUCGUCACUGUCUUCCUGGUCCUGCAGCUGCGCUCCGGCUUCAGCUUCCGGGGGGUGAAGGUGUGCGCCAUGGACCGCGGCCUUGUGUCCUACAAGGGGCUGCCCCCCGAGGCCUGGCAGGAGGAGUGCCCGUCGGACUCGGAGGAGGACGAGGGCCGGGGCGAGAGGACCGCCUUCGUCAAAGACCAGAGUGCGCUCUGACGCCUCGGCUGCCCCGGCAUCCACCAAAGUAUUUUUUCUAUCUUGGGACUCUGGGUUUGCACCCCGGUAGGGAGGCAGGAGGGCUGUGACCGCGCCCCUCCACCCCGCCACCUACACCAGCCCUGGGGGGUCCCCCCAUGCCUGAAGUGGGGGCCCCAGGGGCCUCCCGGCUCCUGCAUCUCGUGUGUGGAGACGCACAUGGGUGAGACGGAGUGCGGCUCUCCCAGCCCGCUCCCUGCAUUCCCUGAGGAGUGAGGGGGGCGGCCCUUCUCUUCCAGACGCCCACCCGGCUGCAGCUCCCUCGCCCCUCCCGACCCCCUACAGCAAUAAUGGUCCCCUCCAGGCAGCAGGGGGGCUGGCCCCUCUCCAAGGGCUUUGGCACCCCGCCCUGCCCCCCUACCCCUCCCCACCCCACCCGCCUCCCUGGGGCGUCAGCGGUGAGCCAAGAAGGGACCAAGGCCAAGCACCGGUGCUCCGGGGCGUGCGUCUGUGUAUGUGCACGCCCCUUCACCCACCUUCACAGCCGCCCACCGAGCAAGCGGGGCUGCAGGGGGUGGGGGGCACGGCCACACCCCGCCCCUGCCAGCCCGGGUCCCUGUUUUCUGAGCCCGGGGCUGCCUGGGCUGUUGGCACUCACAGUCCCAGAGCCCCUGGGUGGGAGGUGGGGAGGUGACACGGCCCAGCCAGCCUCUCGCCUCCCGCCCGAUGCUGCUUUCCCCUGUGGGGAUCUCAGGGGCCGUUUGAGGAUAUAUUUUCACUUUGUGACGAUUUCACUUUAGAUGCUAAUUUUUCUUGGGGGGGUGUGUGUGUGUUUCAUUUUGUAUUUUUUAAGGGGGGUAGCAGCGGGACCACCCACCUUCCCAAGCCCAGAGUCCAUGCUGCUGUCCCCCCAGCUGCCCUGGCCGUGAGGUGUGUGUGUGGGGGGGUGGGGGGGCUGUAGCAAGUUGCUGAGGAGUGAGAGGAGUUGAACCCCACUUCUGGGAGGGGCAGGCAGGCCCCAGGAAAGGGGGGCGCUGGGAGGGGCAGGCUGUCGCCCACGCUUCAGCCGGGGCUUGUUGUGCCAAGGGCUUGUGGGCUCUCUAAGUGCCAGGGGUGGACAGGAGUGGCCCGAGCCCCCUCCAACACUGUGUCCUGGUAGAGAAAGCCCUGACCUAUCGUCCUCCCAAGCCCCCCCUUCUGACGUGCCUUCUGCACCCCUCCCAUGAGGACAAUCAGGCCCCCCCAUCUGUCCGGGAACCCCUAUUCUUUCUCCUUCCCUUCCGGGUACCCAGCCACCUGCCCAGGGGUGCCCCUGCCCUCCCACCCCGCCCCGUGGCCAGCCCGGCAGGUUUUGUAAGAUACUGGGUUGGUGCACAGUGAUUUUUUUUUUCUUGUAAUUUAAACAGGCCCAGCAUUGUUGGUUCUAUUUAAUGGACAUGAGAUAAUGUUAGAGGUUUUAAAGUGAUUAAACGUGCAGACUAUGCAAACCAGA
This is a messenger RNA of Sorex fumeus (smoky shrew), 4130 nucleotides long. It is a transcript of the gene FURIN, whose product is annotated as furin, paired basic amino acid cleaving enzyme. Gene Ontology annotation, molecular function: serine-type endopeptidase activity. Gene Ontology annotation, biological process: peptide hormone processing. The transcript has 16 exons. Bases 278 to 2659 code for a protein of 793 amino acids. The record is from RefSeq and is a predicted model, not a curated record. NCBI's taxonomy places the organism in Eukaryota, Metazoa, Chordata, Mammalia, Eulipotyphla, Soricidae. Gene Ontology annotation, cellular component: trans-Golgi network; Golgi membrane.